Molecule: messenger RNA, 3729 nt
Organism: Brassica napus (rape)
Lineage: Eukaryota; Viridiplantae; Streptophyta; Magnoliopsida; Brassicales; Brassicaceae
Product: pre-mRNA-splicing factor SLU7-A
Exons: 1
Coding region: 74-1645 (523 amino acids)
Biological process (GO): mRNA splicing, via spliceosome
Cellular component (GO): spliceosomal complex
Molecular function (GO): pre-mRNA 3'-splice site binding
Source: RefSeq, a predicted model, not a curated record
UCAACUCGGUGUUCCUCGCCCUUUUCUUGUGUGUUUUGCCUGAGAAUUGUCAAAGCUCCACGAUUCCAUAAUCAUGGCCACUGCUUCAGGUGCUUUUAAGUCUAGGGCAAAUCACAGGAAGCAAAUAGAAUUAGAAGAAGCUCGUAAAGCUGGGCUUGCUCCAGCAGAAGUAGAUGAGGAUGGAAAGGAAAUCAAUCCUCACAUACCUCAGUACAUGUCCUCUGCUCCAUGGUAUCUCAACUCUAAGAAACCGAGCUUGAAGCAUCAAAGGAACUGGAAGAAUGAUCUCAAUAGCAAAAGUACAUGCUACGACAGAGGCGCAAAGAUGUUUCAAGCUGAAAAAUACAGGAAGAAAGCAUGUCAAAACUGUGGUGCAAUGUCUCAUGAUGUGAAAUCAUGUAUGUAUAGACCUCGUAAGGUCGGAGCCAAAUUCACAAACAUGUACAUUGCACCGGAUGAGAAGGUCGAGAGUCUGAAACUCGACUAUGCUGCCAAGAGGGACCGAUGGAACGGUUAUGAUACUUCAGACUACCACCGUGUGGUAGAGCGCUAUGAAGCAAGAGAGAAUGCACGAAAGAAGUACCUGAAGGAGCAGAAGAUUAAGAAACUAGAAGAGAAUGAUGGAGACGAAGAUGAAGACGACGACGGCUUAAGAGUGGAUGAAGCCAAGGUUGAUGAGAGCAAGCAGAUGGACUUUGCAAAGGUAGAAAAGCGUGUUAGAACAAGUGGUGGUGGUAGCACAGGAACUGUAAGGAAUCUACGUAUCAGGGAAGACACUGCCAAGUAUCUAUUGAACCUUGAUGUCAACUCGGCUCACUACGACCCUAAAACAAGAUCCAUGCGUGAGCACCCGCUUCCAAAUACAGAUCCGAAUGAGAAAUUUUAUUUGGGAGAUAAUCAUUAUAGAAACAGUGGGCAGGCUCUAGAGUUCAAACAGAUGAACAUCCACUCAUGGGAAGCUUUUGACAAGGGACAAGACACGCAUAUGCUAGCGGCUCCAUCCCAAGCUGAGUUGCUCUACAGGAACUUUAAGGAUGCUAAGGCCAAACUGAUAUCUCAAACAAAGGACUCACUUAUGGAGAAGUAUGGGAAUGCUUCCACAGAGGAUGACAUCCCCAUGGAGAUUUUGCUUGGGCAAAGCGAAAGACAAGUAGAGUAUGACCGUUCAGGGAGGAUUAUAAAGGGACAGGAGGUGAUACUUCCAAAGAGCAGAUACGAAGAAGAUGUUUAUGCUAACAAUCACACUAGUGUUUGGGGCUCAUGGUGGAAAGACCAGCAGUGGGGAUAUAAAUGUUGCAAGCAGACCAUUCGCAAUAGCUACUGUACAGGUUCUGCUGGAAUUGACGCUGCAGAGGCUUCCCUUGAUCUGAUGAAGGCUAAUAUUGUUCGCACUGAAGUGAGACCAAAUAAGGUUGAAGAGAAGAGAAUGGCAACGUGGGGAACUGACAUCCCUGGUGAUUUGGAAUUGAACAAGGAUGUACUUUCUAAUGCUCUUAAAAAGGAGGAUGAGCUUAAGAGAGAAGAAAAAGAUGAGAGGAAACGAAAAUACAAUGUCAAAUACAACAAUGAUGUGACUGUGGAAGAGAUGGAAGCUUAUAGGAUAAAGAGAGCUCACCACGAGGAUCCAAUGAAAGAGUUCCUCUGAAAACAGAGUUUUACUUAUCUUUUUUAUUCCCUUUCAUCAUCAUGUAACCUGCAGAAAUCUUAUUAAGUUUUAUGUGACCCUAACGUUGUUUGAGACCCCUUUGAAGUAAAAAAAACGUUACUGCAGGUUUGGAAAUGAGAAGCACUACUUGCUGACAAGAUUCUUAUUUAUCUAUAGUUCGUCCUUUUCACUAAUUUUCCUCUAUUUUAAUUUCCUUCGUUUUAUAAGUUGUUGUCCUUCUUAUACGUUAAGUGAGAAUAUUGGAGAAGUGUACCUGUUGGAUAAACUUCAAAAUAGCUUGCAGCAUAAGUAAUCUCUAAUAAGUUGAUUAGGAUAAGGAAGGCUUGUUAUAAUCGAACUAGAAUUAGGAGUUAUUAGUUCUAAUAGAAAUAUUGAUUAGCAAAGUUGUGGCACCUAUAUAAACACCAUUGUUGAAUUUUGACUUGUGACAAAGGUGUGAAAAAAAUUUGGUUUUAGUUUUGAGUUAUUUAAUAAACAUAAUAAUAAAGAGAGUUAUUUUUUAAAUCUCUUUUUAUUUGGUAUCAGAGGCAAGUUUUACGGAGGAGAUGACAACAAGAGAAACUCUAGACAUGGAAGAUAGAAAAUCUCCAAUGAAGUCAAAAGAGCAUGUACCAUCGUCGGUAUUCUGAGAAGCAAUCAAGAUGCGGCAUCUUGGAGCAGACCGAGUUAAAGAGGCUAGACUUUAAACUUUGAUGUCUGAGUUCAAACGUUUGAGAAUGAAAGACUCAUAAACUAUUAAUGUGUUCACCGUGAAAUUAUCAGAAUUAGCUACAAUAGCUGCAGCCCUAGGUCAAAAUAUUGAAGAAUCAAGGAUGGUGAAGAAGUUUCUUCAAAGUUUGCCGCGAAACUAGUACAUACAAAUCAUAGCAUCACUCGAGCAGGUCGAGCAGGUCCUAGAUCUAAACAAGACUGGUUUUGACGAUAUAGUUGGAUGGCUCAAAGCUUAUGAUGAACUUAUACUUGACGAUGUAACACAUGAAAAACCCCAAGGGAACAUAUUAUUUUCAAAAAACAGAGUCUCAAGUAAAUCAAACCAGAAACGAAAACUCAAGAGGACGAGGAACGGGUUUUCGGGAUAGAGGACGUGGGAGAUAUUAUACACAUGAUCGAAAUAAGGAAAGAAAAUAAAGACCCAGGGAUAAGGAUUUCAUGUUCGGAAGGUUGCUGGAGACAAGAGUUAAGGAGGGGAGGAGUGAAAGAAUAAUUUCGACGGUCUUUUGAGGUUGGAGUAUGAUCUCAAAUUAUGAGUUUAACACAAAGGGAGAAUCUGGUUGGUCUGGAGACCAGACAUUAGAGUCACGCCAUUCUUUAAAAGUGGACAAUUAUUCACAGUUUCAAUAUUGAUGGUAGGGGAGGAUGAGUUUUUUUUACUCAAUCAUAUACGCUUUGAAUACUAUGGAAGAGAAAAUGAGCUAUGGAAGGAUCUAAAGCACCAUCAGGACUCGCUGAUUGUCCGAAACAAACCAUGGUUGAUUGCUGGUGAUUUUAAUGAGACGGUAGACAUGGAGGAUCAUUCGUCGCAUGAGGUUUCACCUAUGGUUACUCAAGGGAUGCGUGAAUUUGGUGAUGUUGAGCAAUACUGCUUGCUGAUGGAUUUAGGUUCUCAUGGAACGCAUUACACAUGGUGUAAUAAAAAAAACGGAGGGCCUUAUCUCAAAUAAGAUUGAUCGAGUUAUGUUUAAUGAUCAGUGGCUAGCUGACUAUCCUCAAUCUUAUGCUGUAUUUGAGAGUGGUGGGUGUUCAGAUCAUCUCCGCUGCCGCAUUCAACUCCAAUCUGAGAUUGCGCGCCGCCCGAAAAGGAUAUUUAAAUUUGUCAAUGCCAUUACAGAACUGGAGGAAUUCUUACCAAGUGUUAGUCAGUAUUGUGAGACCACAGAACCAAUCUUCUUAUCGACUUCAUCUCUUUUUAAAGAAACUAAAGAAUUUGAAGCCAAUCAUUAAGGAGCUGGGGAAAAAGAGGAUGGGAGAUCUCUCAAGCAAAUCAAAGGCUUCUUUUGAAGAGCUAUGUCUUAAGCAAGAUGAAACAAUGAGAAAUCCAACACAACAGAACAUGCGGGCAGAGA